UAUGAAAGCAUCUCUUGUAUGCAUACUAAUUCUGGCUGUGGCUGCAGUUGAUUUUGAAUCAUUUUAGUAAGCCUUAGAGUUUGAUCCAUAAACAAUGUCAGGAGACAAUUGUGGAAAUGAUGAUUAAUUCACAUAAUAAUAUGAAGCGUAUUUCUUAUUCAUAUGUUCAGGUUCUUACCUUGGAUUUAAUUACUUGAAGAGGGUGAAAUUGAAAUGUAAGAAGAUCACAGUGUACUUACUUAAGCUAGAGAUAAAAUUAAAUUAGUCAGAGAAUAUAUUUAAGAUUUGGAUGAAGGUAAUUUAUACAUUUGAAUUUAGAACUUGAGUAGGAGAAAACUAAUAAUGUAGUUGAAUAACCAACAUAACAACCUACAUAAUAAUCUGAUCCAUUACCAGUUUAACCAGAAUAAGAAUAAGUUUAAGAGGAUGAUGAUGAUGAAGAAGAGAAUGAUGAUCCAUUUGGUUGGGGAGCAGGUGAAAUCCCAUAAUAAUUAUUGGUUGAUAGCAAGAAAAAACAUAAUAAAAAUCUUAAAGGACAUGCUAAGGUUUUAUUGGAAGUUAUGAAUAAGAGCAAAUCACUUAAAUAUAAAAGCGUAUUCAUUUUAUUUAUCAUAGAAAAUCAGAAGAAUUGUUGCUAUGGCUACUUCAUUAGAUACUGAUAUGGGAACUUAAGAUUUAUAGGAAAGAAAAAAUCGUAAAUUAGAACUAUGUGAUUUAAUUUUGGAUGAAUUAAUCAACAUGAUUGAAUUCUUAGAAAAAGUUAUGAAUGACUAUGUAUUCAACAUUCUACUAUCUAUAGGAAUAUCAAUAAGAAGCUUAUGAUAUUUUCAAAAAGAAAUAAGAAGAAAUAGUAGAAGUUGCAAAUGAAUGUGGAGCAAGAGUGAUAUCACUUUAAGAUACUUAUUCAACAAGCUUUGUUUAAACUCAACCCUUAAAAAGAAAUAAGAAAUAAAAUAAAGAACAAAAGAGAAAAAGAAAGCAUUGAAU
Paramecium pentaurelia is the source of this 987-nucleotide messenger RNA. The record is from the annotation of a GenBank genome assembly. NCBI's taxonomy places the organism in Eukaryota, Ciliophora, Oligohymenophorea, Peniculida, Parameciidae.